Molecule: messenger RNA, 1791 nt
Organism: Elaeis guineensis (African oil palm)
Lineage: Eukaryota; Viridiplantae; Streptophyta; Magnoliopsida; Arecales; Arecaceae
Product: 3-ketoacyl-CoA synthase 11
Biological process (GO): fatty acid biosynthetic process
Cellular component (GO): membrane
Molecular function (GO): acyltransferase activity, transferring groups other than amino-acyl groups
Source: RefSeq, a predicted model, not a curated record
AAAGUUCUGUUCCUUUACCUCCUCCAACACCUCUUCCCUUCCCUUAAACACACACCUUAGGCACACUAGCUGCGUCUAGAUUGAGUGAAGGUGAAGGUUGUUCCUAUGCUCAUCAACCACUGCAGCUGGAAUACUGAUAUCUUCUGUUGAUAACUAGCCCUUCAGGAUUUCUCCAAAAGGAGAAUAAAAAAGGAAAAAGAAAGCAUGCUCUUCAGGCUACUAAAGCUAGUGAACCUUGACUGCAUGAAGCUCCUCUACCACCACUUCAUCGCCUAUGUUCAUUACCUCUUCCUUCCCCUUCUCCUUCUCCUGCAGUCUUCUUCUCACCUCUCAACCAUAACCCUCGACUAUCUUCGCGAGCUGCAAAACCAUCCAUGGAUCAACCUCUCAUCCAUCAUCAUCUGUUUCACCUUCCUCACCCUCAUGGCCGCUGUGUAUGUCACGAACCGCCCCCAUCCGGUCUAUAUACUGGAUUUCUCAUGCUUUAAGCCGAGCGAUGCCCACAAGGUCACACGAGCGGAGACCAUGAAUCAAUUCGAGGCCUUCGGGCUCACCGGCGAGAGCUUCGACUUCCAGAGACGGGUGCUGGAGAGUUCGGGCCUCGGAGAGGCCACAUACCUGCCCUUGUCACACCUUGGCAGGGCUAGCGGUAUUUGUAUGGCAAAAGCGAGAGAGGAGGCGGAGACGGUGAUCUUCGGAGCAAUCGAUGAGCUACUCGAAAAGGCUGGAGUGGAGGCAAAGGAUAUAGGGGUGUUGGUGGUGAACUGCAGCCUCUUCAACCCUACGCCAUCAUACACGGCGAUGAUCGUGAACCGUUACAACCUCAGGGGGAAUGUCAUCAGCUACAACCUUGGUGGGAUGGGCUGCAGUGCUGGAAUCCUUGCUAUAGACCUCGCUCGGAACCUUCUUCAGGUGCAUCCCAACAGCUAUGCACUGGUGGUCUCCUCAGAAAAUAUGACCACCAAUGCCUACUUUGGAAGGAAUCGCUCCAUGCUUGUCACCAACGGCCUCUUCCGCCUGGGCGGCGCCGCCAUCCUCCUCUCCAACCGCCGCUCCGACCGCCACCACUCCAAAUACCAGCUUGUCCACACCGUUCGCACGCACAAAGGCGCCGACAGCCGUUCCUACACCUGUGUCUACCAAGAGGAAGACUCCGAUGGUAACCGUGGUAUCACCCUAUCCAAAGACCUCAUGGCGGUCGCCGGCGAGGCCUUGAAGACCAACAUCAUGACUCUUGGGCCUCUAGUCCUACCUAUGUCUGAACAGUUCCUCUUCCUUGGGACACUGAUUCUGAAGAAGAUCUUUAAAAUGAAGAUCAAGGCUUACAUACCUGACUUUAAGCUAGCUUUUGAACACUUCUGCAUCCAUGCAGGCGGGCGCGGCGUGCUCGACGAGCUCGAAAAGAACCUUGAAUUGAGCCCAUGGCACAUGGAGCCAUCUAGGAUGACUCUAUAUAAGUUUGGAAAUACUUCAAGUAGUUCACUAUGGUAUGAGCUUGCUUAUUGUGAGGCCAAAGGGAGGAUUAAGAAGGGUGACAGAGUGUGGCAGAUAGCAUUUGGAUCAGGGUUUAAGUGUAAUAGCGCUGUUUGGAGAGCACUGAGGACUAUCAAUGCUGCCAAGGAGAAGAACCCAUGGAAAGGGGAGAUCCACAAGUUUCCAGUUGAUGUACCUAAGAUGGUGCCUAUUGUCAUGAAGUAAUUAAUUGUAUGAUUUAUGCAAUUAUAUGAUUGUAUGUGUGCUUGUAGCCCUUCAGGCAACUUGACAUAAUAAGUUAUAUUUUGUUUGUGGUCC